AUGGCGGGCAGAAUGGUGCUGUACAAACUGGUGGUGCUGGGAGAUGGUGGUGUUGGCAAGACGGCCUUGACCAUCCAGCUGUGUCUGCAGCAUUUCGUCGAGACGUACGACCCGACAAUUGAGGACUCGUACCGCAAGCAGGUGGUCAUUGACGGCCAGCCCUGCAUGCUGGAGGUGCUCGAUACGGCCGGCCAAGAGGAGUACACAGCGCUGCGAGAUCAAUGGAUUCGCGACGGCGAAGGUUUUGUGCUGGUCUACAGCAUCGCAUCCCGCUCAUCCUUUACUCGCAUUAAGCGGUUUCACCACCAGAUCCAGCGCGUCAAGGAGUCGGUAGCUUCCUCACCGUCAUACCCCGGCUCUCCUCUUUCUGCCACCAACUCGCAGCUGCCUGUGCCCAUCAUGCUUGUCGGCAACAAGAGCGACAGAGUCACCGAGCGCGAGGUAUCGACCCAAGAGGGACAUGCUUUGGCUCGGGAGCUAGGCUGUGAAUUCGUCGAGGCCUCAGCCAAGAAUUGCAUCAACGUAGAAAAGGCCUUCUACGACGUCGUGAGAAUUCUGCGCCGCCAACGCCAGCAGGCUUCACGACCCGCGGCGGGCUCAAGCGGCCGAACUCGAACGAGCAAUGGCGAAGUAGGCGGAGGAGGCCGAGAUUCGCACAAGUACGGGCGCGGCGGUGGCAAGGGCAAGUCCAAGUGCAUCGUGUUAUGA
Molecule: messenger RNA, 708 nt
Organism: Trichoderma gamsii
Lineage: Eukaryota; Fungi; Ascomycota; Sordariomycetes; Hypocreales; Hypocreaceae
Product: protein Ras-2
Exons: 2
Coding region: 1-708 (235 amino acids)
Biological process (GO): signal transduction
Cellular component (GO): plasma membrane
Molecular function (GO): GTP binding; GDP binding; GTPase activity
Source: RefSeq, a predicted model, not a curated record